Zophobas morio is the source of this 729-nucleotide messenger RNA. RefSeq names its product B-cell lymphoma 6 protein homolog. Bases 1 to 729 code for a protein of 242 amino acids. Gene Ontology annotation, biological process: regulation of transcription by RNA polymerase II. Gene Ontology annotation, molecular function: DNA-binding transcription factor activity, RNA polymerase II-specific; RNA polymerase II transcription regulatory region sequence-specific DNA binding. Lineage: Eukaryota; Metazoa; Arthropoda; Insecta; Coleoptera; Tenebrionidae. The transcript is spliced from 4 exons. The record is from RefSeq and is a predicted model, not a curated record.
AUGUGUCGAAAACUCUCACGAUUUAGUAGCAAUGAUGCAAAGGUGUCCAAAGUAUCAACUUUAAAAUACUAUGAAUUAAGUAAUCACAACAGCUGGGAGGUCUUCAUGGAAAAACGUACGUACCUAAAACAUUUACUUGUGAUAUUGAUUAAAUACAUGUAUGUAUUUAAUCAAUGCUUGUGGCAGGCUAAGAUGGAAGCUUAUCAUCACUGUAAAGACUGUGAUUUUAAGACGGAACUGACAGUUGUGUUUGAACAACACAUUAAUCAACAUCACGAUCCUAAGAGAGAAUCUAGUGAGGAUAUAUCUAGUGAGGAUUCCAGCAAAGAAAACUACGGUUGCGCAAAAUACUACUUUGAGCCAAAUCUGUCGUUGAAAUCGUUUCAGAAUUCUUCAGUAUGCACGGAAACGAAAGAAAGUUCUCAAAGUGUGAGUUCUUUGGAAGAGAGUGCCACAUGCAGUUCCGACUUCAAGCAAACUGAGGAAGUACAUUGGUAUUAUUGCCACAAAUGUACCUACAAAUGUAAAGUCAAAAAAACUUUAACUCGUCACAUUGAUGUGCUACAUUCGCACAGGUGGUAUGCAUGCGACAAGUGUCCAUUUAAAACUAAAUGGAAAGGAAAUCUAACAGUCCACAUAAAUACAAUCCACUUAGAUGAAUAUGAAGGCAAAUGGUACAAGUGCCAAAAAUGUCAAUUCAAGACCAGAACAAAGGAUUAUGAUGAGUAA